CUGUCGGACAGAAAAUCAGACUAAAUGCUCACACUGGCGGGAAACCUAAGGGAUUACCAAGAGAUAACCUGAGUCUUUCUUUAUCGCAUUAUAUAACAUUAGGACUGAACUACAACCCUGUUUGGUUCUUGUCAUGUUUUCAUAAACCACUUCUAACAUGGUUCAAAUAGUCAUCUCAAGUAAAAGUGGUGAGUCUCCUGGUGAGUGGCUGCUUCUGGAGUUACAGGGUGAAAUGGUGUCACGACAUGACACUGGACUGGCUGGAAAUCUUAUGGGGGACCUGCACUACACCAAAGAGGGUGUACCAGUACUGAUUGUGGGACAUCACAUCCUGUAUGGCAAACAGGUCAAACUGGAGAAACCUUUUGCUGUCCUGUUGAAGCACUCCGGCAUCCCACAGGAGGAUGAUGUAGCCAUGGAAACUGGCCAGGAGAAGCCUACCUCCUAUACUGUCUCUGCUAUAAUCAAAAAGAAGCUGAUCUUUAAAACACGCCCUAAACCUAUCAUUACUAAUGUGCCCAAGAAAGUUUAAUGAACAAAAAUAUACAGAGGGGCAUUCAUGGUGUCUGCUAUUCAAUCCUUUGUGAAAUACACUGGUCCCAGAAA
Messenger RNA from Tachysurus fulvidraco (yellow catfish), 606 nucleotides. RefSeq names its product CTF8, chromosome transmission fidelity factor 8 homolog (S. cerevisiae) (gene chtf8). Gene Ontology annotation, biological process: mitotic sister chromatid cohesion. The transcript has 3 exons. Gene Ontology annotation, cellular component: Ctf18 RFC-like complex. Bases 158 to 532 code for a protein of 124 amino acids. The record is from RefSeq and is a predicted model, not a curated record. NCBI's taxonomy places the organism in Eukaryota, Metazoa, Chordata, Actinopteri, Siluriformes, Bagridae.